Molecule: messenger RNA, 2858 nt
Organism: Fukomys damarensis (Damara mole-rat)
Lineage: Eukaryota; Metazoa; Chordata; Mammalia; Rodentia; Bathyergidae
Gene: Arhgef33
Product: Rho guanine nucleotide exchange factor 33
Exons: 18
Coding region: 780-2858 (692 amino acids)
Molecular function (GO): guanyl-nucleotide exchange factor activity
Source: RefSeq, a predicted model, not a curated record
AUUUUUCUCCUAUAAUUUAAAAAAACAACAAAACUCAGUAUUGAGCAGUGCACACUGUUAGCUCAAUGCCUGGGUAUGGGAGACCAGAAUCCCUUUGGCUUUGCUUUUCAGGCUGGUCCAAGAAGGUUGCCAGCCCUCACCUUCUCCCUGGUAUUAGCCAGCUGGGAGGGGCAAAGGAAAACAGAAAAAGGUGUAUUCCCUCGUAUAGGGAGACAGUCGUCCACACUAUGUGUACUCACAUCACAGGGUUAGAAAUCUGCUCCCAUGGCUACAACUAUCCGUGAGGGAAGAGGGGACAUAAGUCUUUCUAUGCGCUACUGGAGGAAAGGGUUGGACCUGGGCGGUGACCAUCAUGACUGACCCACCCGGUGUCGGGCUUACGGGGCCUCCUCUGUUGCUUUUGGACCAAGUACAGAAUUAUGCACAGAAGUAAUCAUUUAAGAAAACUUUUCAGUGAAGUUAAAGUGGAGAAGAAAAAAAAAAAUAGCCAAGCUGGGAAGAAGCAUAUUUUCACCUAGCAUGAAGGACAGGACCCCUGACAAAGCUGGCUGAGUAAAGCCUUUGCCUCCUCUCCCCGCCCCCAGCCGUCAUCUCCCCUAACUCUCACAUCCGCACUGAGAGAACUUCUAGAGAAAUUAGAAGGAAGACUUCAAAAAAUAUGGUGUGAUGUCUCCCGGUGGAGACAGGGCAGGAGGUGCAGGGAAGCAAAAGUGGCCUGAUCCAGGGCAACAGUGAUGCCAUGGUGAAGAAUAGAUGGGAGGAGAGAAGCAACAGGCACCAUGGAAAAAGCUAAAACAAAGCAAGGAGACAAUGAACAUAUGCCGGUGAAUAACCCUUCCACACAGAUUUACCAGGCUUUGAAGUUCAAGUCUUCCCUGAACCUGCCUCCGGUGGGAGCCCGCCUUCAGCGGCAGGAUGGAGGGAUCAUAACCUCUCUAGAGCACCUCCAUGAAAAAAUCAACGAGAUGAGGAACGUGUUCAACUCGCUGGAGUACAAGUUGCAGGCCCUGGCCUCUGAGCUGAAAACUGGUUUCACAGAGGCAAUGCAGGAACUGUCACGAAUCCAACAUGGAGAAUAUGCCUUGGAAGAAAAGGUUAAGAUCUGCAAGUGUUCCAUGGAAGAAAAAGUUACUGAGAUGAAGAAUUCAUUAAACUAUUUCAAGGAAGAGCUGAGCAAUGCCAUGUCAAUGAUUCAAGCCAUAACUUCCAAACAAGAAGAAAUGCAACAGAAAAUUGAACAACUUCAACAGGAGAAACGAAGAGAGUCUCGAAAAGUUAAGGCCAAGAAAACUCCAAAAGAAGAACACGGCACACAGGCUGGACCUGCACAAGCACAAGGAAGUCCUUUCCGUUCCAUCAACAUCCCUGAACCUGUUCUUCCAAGUGAAGAUUUUACCACAAUUUUGCCUUCUCAGGCCUAUGAAAAAGCCCAAGAGUCCAGAUCGGUUCAUGCAGGAGAUAGUAAUGUGAAGGGAAUAAUGGGUCCUGGAGUGAACCCAACGACUCCAGAAGCAGAUGAAAACCUGAAGUCUUGCAUCUCAGCGGAUAUGCAGUCCAAGGGUCAUCUUUCUUCUGGCAUGUGGAGGCAGCCCAAGGAUGGCAAAGAAUGGGGGGAAGAGUACGUCACAAAGGACCACCCCGAUAAACUCAAGGACGCCGGCCAGGGUAGACGCAGUUCCUUGGAAAAUGUUUUAUGUGAAACCUCUUUAGCUGCUAAAAGACAAACUGUGGCUCUAGAGCUGCUUGAAUCUGAAAGAAAAUAUGUCAUUAACAUCUCUCUGAUACUGAAGAUAAAGGCAACAUUCCAGGGGUCAGAUGGAAAGAGGAAUUCUAAAGAGAGAAGCCUCUUCCCUGGCUCUUUACGGUACCUUGUCCAGCAGCACCUGGAUUUGCUUCAUGCACUGCAGGAAAGGGUCCUGAAGUGGCCACGCCAAGGAGUCCUUGGAGACUUAUUUCUUAAGCUGACAAAUGAUGAAAAUAAUUUUUUGGAUUAUUAUGUUGCCUACCUGCGGGAUUUGCCUGAAUGCAUCUCACUGGUUCACGUCGUUGUUCUGAAGGAGGGUGAUGAAGAGAUCAAAUCUGAUAUCUACACACUAUUUUUUCACAUAGUCCAACGCAUCCCUGAAUAUCUGAUACAUUUACAGAAUGUUCUGAAAUUCACAGAGCAGGAACACCCUGACUAUUACCUCCUACUGGUGUGUGUUCAGCGCCUCCGAGUAUUUAUCUCACACUACACCCUGUUGUUUCAAUGCAAUGAAGAUUUGCUUAUUCAGAAACGGAAAAAGCUCAAGAAGUCAUCCAUGGCAAAGCUGUACAAAGGGCUGGCUUCCCAGUGUGCAAAUGCUGGCCAAGAUGCUUCUCCCACUGCAGGCCCUGAGGCUGUCCGCGACAGUGGGAUCCACUCAGAAGAGAUGCUGCAACCCUACCCUUCUGCUCCCAGCUCUGGCCCUGCUGUCACUCAUCUGAUGCCCCCGGUGAAGAAAAGCCAACCGCAGCAGAGCAUGCAGCCCGGGAAGCCCAGUGACUGGGAGAUGGAGGGCAGAAAGCACGAGAGGCCCGAGAGCCUGCUGGCGCCGGCGCAGUUCUGCGCGGCCGAGCAGGACUUGAAGGCGCUCCCCGGGCCGCUGCAGACAGCUCCCAGUGUAGACUUCGAAGUUGGCCGCAAAGUCCAAUCAUACCUGCCCACUCUCCUUUUGAUUAGAAAGCGGUGUUGCGUUAAAUUUGCAGCCUCCGUUGGGAUGAGGAUAACCCAUAAUAGUAAAAGAAACAUUGACUCCAAGACACCAUCUUUGGCUUCAAUGAAUGUUGAGCAUUCUGGUGUUUAUCUGGUGUUUAUCAGAGAAAUAAACAACGAUUAA